Coturnix japonica (Japanese quail) is the source of this 4665-nucleotide messenger RNA. It is a transcript of the gene OSBPL5, whose product is annotated as oxysterol binding protein like 5. NCBI's taxonomy places the organism in Eukaryota, Metazoa, Chordata, Aves, Galliformes, Phasianidae. Gene Ontology annotation, cellular component: membrane; cytosol; cortical endoplasmic reticulum. Gene Ontology annotation, molecular function: cholesterol binding. The record is from RefSeq and is a predicted model, not a curated record.
AGAAGGCCAAGGUCCCCUGGAUGUCCCCGGGUGUCAGCCAGCUUGAAAGACGGCCUCCUCUACUCUUGAUUGAGUGCUGGGAUUCUGCUGCUGCCAUAGGCUGGCAGGGUGAGAUCAAGGGCUCCUCUAAAUGGCCGUGAAGUCCAGGAUGAGGCAGAAUGGCUUCACGCUGCCUGCAUAACAAGUCUAGCUCUGGAAGACAGAACAGAGGUGAUGUUUCAGUGGUCUCUACAAUGCCUACCAUGAGCUUCGCUGUUCUCAAGUAAAUACUAGGCAAUUUCAGCAGCCACUCCUGCCUCCCCUACAAAGCUAGGUGUCAUGUGCCACCCCCACUAAGAGCGUGAAUUCAUAUCUCUGGAUGUCACUGUACUGCUGCCCAGCUCAUGAGGCACCUGCUCAACUGACUGAUUUCUUUACCCUUGUCAGUGUUCCGAAUAGCCGUGCAUCUAUUUUAACCAGGCAAGUCAAGUGCAAGUUGUUUUUCAUUUGGGAUGACAGCGUACAGCAGCACAAGCAGAGCAAGGUUGGAUUUUUGGAAAGCAGACCCUUAGUAUGGGGCAAAAUGCUCACCCGCACUCUGAUGCUGGUUUUCUUUAUUGGCUGUUCCUGAGCCUGCAGCCAGAGGAACAGUCUCCUGUGUAACGGCAGCUUUGGACAAUUUUAUUGGCUGAUGAAUCUGAUCUUGCCUGGCCACCUUCCAGAAACACUGACUUGCCCGAGAUGAGAGUGAGAGGAAGGUUGCUCUGCCUUAGGCUGUAAAGCUAUUGUUUCGAGACCAGCGUGACACCCAUGCCUUGCUGCACGAAAACCCCCACAGCUCAUGCCAUGAAGGAGGAGAACUUUCUUCGUCGCAGGUUCUCCCUCUGCCCAGCCUCAUCCACCCCUCAGAAGGUUGAUCCUCGCAAGCUGACACGCAAUCUGUUCUUUGGGGCUGACAAUGACAUCUAUCCACUCAGUCCAGGAAAAGAUGUGGAAGGAAACAGCCCAUCAAUGCUGAAGGAUGAGGCUCCACAGACGCCAAACUCAGUUAGCAAGAUUGAAUAUAAGUUUUGCAAUGGAUCUGACAAAGACUGUGUGUCUCCCACGGCCAAAUUCACUAAGAAAGAAACACUGAAGGUCCAAAAAAAAAAUUACAGACAGGAGAAGAAAAGAGCUACCAAACAACUCUUCAGUGCUCUGAAGGAUCCCAGUGUAGUGAUCACAGCAGACUGGCUGAAGAUUCGUGGGACCCUGAAGAGUUGGACCAAGCUGUGGUGUGUUCUGAAACCUGGAGUGCUGUUGAUCUAUAAGACACCAAAGAUCGGACAGUGGGUUGGGACAAUCUUGCUCCAUUCUUGUGAGCUGAUCGAGAGACCCUCCAAAAAGGAUGGCUUCUGUUUUAAACUUUUUCAUCCUUUGGAUCAGUCAAUAUGGGCUGUAAAAGGCCCAAAGGGAGAAAAUGUUGGUUCCAUCACUCAGCCUCUUCCCAGCAGCUACUUGAUUUUCAGAGCAGCAUCCGAAUCAGAUGGCCGAUGCUGGCUGGAUGCUCUGGAACUUGCCCUGCGUUGCUCCAGCCUCUUCCGACUCAGUGCCUCCAAGCAGGGAAAGGAUGGAGAAAUGAAUGGCUCAAGUGAUUCUGCAAAUGGGGGGCUCAACAACAGCUUGCACACAAGCCCCAUCUCAGACCAGGAGUUCUUUCAUUUGAAUGAUUCAGCGGUGGAGAACCACCAGCAGUUGGAAAAUGAUGCUUUUUCGGACAAGUCUGAGAGAGACAAUGUGGAAGAAUCAGAAAAUGAAACACUGGACAACAGCCGGAAGACAAACGAAAGCGAGAGCGAUCAGUCGGAAAUCCAGGGAGAGGUUUCUCUAGAAGGGAAAGGGACAACUUACGUUGAACAGAACUAUGAGGAAUUUGGGGAGACAGGUGAAUCAUCUCAAACGGAAACUGUCUCUGAGGAGAACAAGAACCUGAUGUUGAUCCUGCUGAAGCAGCUGCGGCCUGGCAUGGAUCUGUCUCGGGUGGUGCUGCCCACCUUCAUCCUGGAGCCACGCUCAUUCCUGAACAAGCUCUCCGAUUACUAUUACCAUGCCGACCUGCUUUCCCAGGCUGCCCUUGAAGAUGAUCCAUACAGUCGAAUGAAGCAAGUUUUGAGGUGGUAUCUGUCUGGCUUCUACAAAAAGCCAAAGGGAAUAAAAAAGCCAUACAACCCUAUUCUUGGAGAGAUAUUUCGCUGCUGUUGGUUUCACCCUCAGACAAACAGUCACACGUUUUACGUAGCAGAACAGGUCUCCCAUCAUCCACCAGUGUCAGCUUUUCACGUCAGCAAUAGGAAGGAUGGGUUCUGUGUUUCUGGCAGCAUUCUAGCACGAUCCAAGUUUUAUGGUAACUCACUUUCUGCAUUGCUAGAUGGGAAGGCAAAGCUUACGUUUCUAAGCAAAGAGGAAGAUUACAUAAUCACAAUGCCAUAUGCCCACUGUAAAGGAAUUUUAUAUGGUACGAUGACAAUGGAGCUUGGAGGGACAGUUACCAUUGACUGUGAGAAAACUAACUACAAGGCAGAACUGGAUUUCAAGCUUAAGCCCUUCUUUGGUGGCAGUGGAAGCAUUAAUCAAAUCGCUGGGACGAUUAAAUCAGGAGAAGAAGUGUUAGCAACUCUCGAAGGACACUGGGAUGGGGAGGUAAAUAUACGUGAGCCGAAAAAUGGGAAUGUGGAAAUGUUCUGGAACCCAACUAGUGAAGUACGAAAACAGAGACUGAAGCGCCAUAUUGUGCUAUUUGAGGAGCAGACUGACCUUGACUCAGAAAGGCUUUGGCAGCAUGUUACAAGUGCAAUAAACAACGGUGAUCAACACAAGGCAACACAGGAAAAAUGUGUGCUGGAGGAGGAGCAGAGGAAUGCUGCCCGGGAACGAAGAGAGAAUGGCACGGAAUGGAAACCUGUGCUCUUCUGGCAUGAUUCCACGGCUAAUGAAUGGCGUUACAAAUACGAGGAUUUAAGACCUUGGAAUGCUUCGAAUGAUAUUGCCCAAUUUGAGAAGAAUGGGAUACUGAAGACCGUGGAACGAUAUUCGUCUAGAAGGAAAACAACAUGCACAAGCAGUCAAAUUACGCUGCACGAAGGAUCUACCAAAGAUGGCAGACACCGUAAAACCAGUGAUCAACCAUCCAAUCACAGCCAGAAUACAGACAGCAGCUGUUCAACGCCAGAGUCUGUACUAGAGCUGUCAGAUGAUGAUGGCAAGUAUCUAGGGGUUGGUAGUCUGUGCGCUCAGUGUGGGAAAGAAGUGAAACACCUAAAGGAAAUUCGUUCAGCUGUCUUAUCUCUACAGAGAGCCCAACGGGAUAUACGCAGAGACCUCAAAGUUCUGAACAAAAAAUCCUUCCCCAGUAAGGUCUCUUCUGGAAGCUUCCUGCUGGACUCUCGCUGUUGGUUUCUCCUUUGCAUCUUUCUUACAUGUCAACUAUUCAUCAAUUAUGUCUUCAAAUAAAUGCACCACUUUGGCAGCAAUAACAACUACUGGCUGCAGGAAGGGGGGGCACUCACAUGUGGAGUCCAGUGAGGCACCAAAGCACUUUAGAACCAACGCAGCAGAGAUGGAAGAAAGUUGAAAAACAAGGUGGAAAAGAGACCUAGGAACUUUGUUCCUGCAGAUUAUGUCAUUUUUGCCUUUUACAUGUACAUCUUCAAGGACCUCUUAACCUGUAUGGGCCUUAAUGCUGAAGCCAAAUGUAGCUUUAAUUGUGCAAUUUGUUUUCUAUGUUUCAUCAUUUUUUGAUGCAGUUACUAAUUACCCAUCGGUAUUAGUACCCCCAAAAUGGUAAAACACAGCAGUGUUUUAGAAAAGGCACUCCAGCCUGGUUUGCAGCUCUCCAAGGAAGGGAAUAUAGGCGGGGAGCUGUACAGAGCUGAUGUUCAUGGUGCCUGUCUGGCUGCAUUUAUUAUGGGACGGAACAUACUUGGUCCAAAAAAUCCACCCCCCAGGAUAUUAGGUCAUAAUUUGUUUUGUCAGCACACACAUGCAGAACGGGACCUCAGGAUAUUUUGUUUUCCAUUCCACAGUAGUUGUAAAUAUGCACAACUUCCGAGUGCCAUUCCUCUUCAGGAAAUGGGAAGUAUUCAGUGAAAGCUUCUGAUUCACCUCCAGAACUGAUUGGUGUUUUGGACCAGGCUCACGGAGCAUCCUGUCAGACAUGUCUGUUCAUAAAACCUGGUCUCUUACUAUUAUUAUUAUUAUUUGCCAUACGGCUGUUUUAUAAUAUUACACGAAAGCAUUGUAGAGAAGAAUCACUGCCCCAGGAGAGGUGAGAAAGACGGGAGCAAUGGGUGUACAUGUGUUUGGUUGUAGGCACUUUUAUUGUGAAAGGUCAGGAAGGAGGAAGGGUUUUGCCACUGCUUUGUUCAAAUCUGUUAAUAGUCUUCCUAUUUUACACCAUUUUUAAAAGAUUUGCAAUAUUUUCUGUAGACCGCAGACAAUACUAAGCCUUUCUUUUCUGGCCUGAAGUAGAUCCAAGUGGUAAGUACUGCUAUAUAUACAGCCUUAAAAUACUUAGUGGUGGUGCCAGUCUGGGCUAUCUUUCAAUGUAAAUGUUUCCAAAUUUUUAACUACAUUCCUCGUCGUAUUCCCCAAGUAGGGGAAACCUGUUUGUGCUUGAUAUGUUGAAAUAAAAUUACACACAACUUUCAA